CCAAGCACCGUUAGGGUGAAGGAGCACUUCAAGGUCAAAUACGUCCUGCUCAACAACUUGCAGGACUUCCUGGCUGUCCGGCUCGUCUGGACUCCAGACGGUCGCGGUCAGGGUGAGGAUGCAGCUCUGGCCGCCGUCGUCUGUCACACUCCUCUCAGUAACCUCGGUCACUGUCGCAAAGGAAGCACUCUGUCGUUCAGCGUUGCCUUCCAGAUCCUCAAACCAGGACUCUACGAGCUGAGUCAACACAUGAAGCUGAAGCUCCAGUUCACAGCGUCAGUCUCAAACCCUCCGCCUGACGCUCGGCCGCUGUCACGUAAAAACAGCCCGUCCAGCCCGGCGGUUCGAGACCUACUGGACCGACACCAGGCCAGUCUGGGUCGAUCUCAGUCCUUCUCCCACCAGCAGCCGUCUCGAUCGCACAUCAUGAGGACGGGCAGCGCCAUGGAGCGCCGGGCCAUCACGCCGCCCGUCGGCUGGCCGGUCGGCCGGCCGCUCUACCUGCCUAUUUGGAAGGAGACUUAA
Molecule: messenger RNA, 525 nt
Organism: Amphiprion ocellaris (clown anemonefish)
Lineage: Eukaryota; Metazoa; Chordata; Actinopteri; Pomacentridae
Product: trafficking protein particle complex subunit 14-like
Exons: 5
Biological process (GO): cilium assembly
Cellular component (GO): TRAPPII protein complex
Molecular function (GO): alpha-tubulin binding
Source: RefSeq, a predicted model, not a curated record